AUGUCAGAUAUAAAAUUCAAAAUUCAUCCAAAAAAAUCUUAAGAGUUUGAUAGAUCUAAAUUGUUGAAAGAGAGAAAGGAAAUAGUUUAGGCAUUUGAGUAAUAGUGGAUAAAAGAAUCAAUAGAUCCUAUUAGAUAUAAGAAGGGAAUAAAAAUAAAGAAUUAUGUUGAUUUAGGCAAAUACGAAGGUGAAUUGGUUAAUGAUAAAAGAUGUGGCAAAGGCAUAUAUCAUUAUAGUAAUGGGGACAUUUAUAUUGGAGAAUGGAGAGACGAUAGGUAUAAGAGAAAGCACAUUGUAGGUUUCAUGGGAAAGGAGUUUAUUUAUUUGUAAAUGGAGAGAGAUAUGAGGGAGAUUUGAGAGAUAGCACAAAGCAUGGUCGUGGAAUAUAUUUAUAUGAGAAUGGUAAUACAUAUGAAGGAGAGUGGGCAAAUGAUAAAAAAAAUGGUAAUGGAACAUAUUCAUACUUUAUAAAUAAUGAGAAAUUUGAAGGAUAAUGGUUGGAAGGGGAGAAACAUGGAAAAGGUAUGUACAUAUAUACAAGUGGUGAUAAAUAUUAUGGAGAUUGGAGAGAUGGAACAAAAUCAGGAUAGGGUAUUUUUGAGUAUUUAAAUGGAUCAAGAUUUGAAGGAGAAUUUUAAGAUGAUAAAGCUAAUGGGUAUGGAAUAAUGGAAUAUUAAAAUGGAGAUAAAUAUGAAGGAGAUUGGAUAGGAGGUUUAAAAUAAGGACAAGGAAUAUAUUAUUAUUUUGAUGGAUCAAAGUAUGAAGGAGAAUGGAGGAAUGAUCAUUAAUAUGGAUAUGGAAUAUUUCAUUACAUUAAUGGUGAUAGAUAUGAAGGAUAAUUUAUAGAUGGAGAACGUUGUGGAAAAGGAGUUUAUAUAUAUAGUUGUGGAGAUAAAUAUGAAGGAGAAUAUAGGAAUGAUGAAAGAAAUGGAAUAGGAAGGUUGCAAAUGAUUAAUAAUGAUAUAUAUAUUGGUGAAUGGUUGAAUGGAAGAAGAAAUGGUAAGGGAAAAUAUGAAUAUGCUAAUGGAGAUUAUUAUGAAGGCUUCUUUUAAGAUGGAAUUAGAUCUGGCAAAGGAAUAUACUGUUGGAAAAAUGGAGAUAAAUGUUUUGGAUAAUGGAAAAAUGAUUAUAUGAUUGGAGAAGGAGAAUACUUGCCAUAAAAUUGA
Molecule: messenger RNA, 1166 nt
Organism: Paramecium sonneborni
Lineage: Eukaryota; Ciliophora; Oligohymenophorea; Peniculida; Parameciidae
Source: the annotation of a GenBank genome assembly